AUGGAAACAUUGGAAUCAGAACUAACCUGUCCUGUUUGUCUGGAGCUAUUUGAAGACCCACUUCUGCUUCCGUGCGCUCAUAGCCUGUGUUUCAGUUGUGCCCACCGUAUAUUGGUUUCUGCAAAGUCUUCAAGUGAAAUAGUGGAACCUGUUACAGCCUUUCAGUGUCCAACUUGUAGAUAUGUCAUUUCUCUCAGUCAUCGUGGUUUGGAAGGGUUAAAACGCAACAUCACUUUACAAAACAUUAUUGACCGCUUCCAAAAGGUCUCCCUGAGUGUGCCAAGUUCUCCCAGUGACGAAAACAGAGACAAAAUCUACAAAAAUAUCCCAAUCAUGGCAACAGAGAGGAUUCCAUGCCAGUUCUGUGAGAUGGAACCACCAAGAGAUGCUGUGAAGACCUGUAUCACUUGUGAGGUGUCUUAUUGUGACCGCUGUCUACGUGCAACUCACCCUAACAAGAAGCCUUUUACCAGUCACCGCCUGGUGGAGCCAGUAUCGGAUGCACAUUUUCGAGGAUUUGUUUGUGUGGAACAUGAGAACGAGAAGGUUAAUAUGUACUGUACUGUAGAUGAUCAGCUUAUUUGUGCCUUAUGCAAAUUAGUGGGUAGACACAGAGAUCAUCAGGUGGCUUCAUUAAGUGAUCGAUAUGAAAAACUGAAGCAAACUCUGGAAUCCAAUAUCACCAGUCUGGUCAAACACAGCGGUGAACUUGAAACCCAAAUGGCUAAACUUAUUCAAAUUUGCCAGCAGAUAGAGGUUAAUACCAGCAUGCAUGAGGCAAAGCUCAGUGAGGAAUGUGAUGAACUUAUGGACAUAAUACAAAGAAGAAAGCAAAUGAUUGCAGUGAAGAUUAAGGAAACAAAAGUAAGAGAGUGUACAUAUUAA
Molecule: messenger RNA, 885 nt
Organism: Bufo bufo (common toad)
Lineage: Eukaryota; Metazoa; Chordata; Amphibia; Anura; Bufonidae
Product: probable E3 ubiquitin-protein ligase MID2
Exons: 3
Coding region: 1-885 (294 amino acids)
Molecular function (GO): zinc ion binding
Source: RefSeq, a predicted model, not a curated record